CCAUUCUAAACCCUUCCAGCGGUGACCUGGCGGACGCCCUCCCUAUGGUCCGCUGGCUGACGGCUCAACAAAACCCUUACGGAGGAUUCGGAAGCACUCGGGACACCAUCGUUGCCCUCCAGGCUCUCUCUAAGUACUCGAUGCUGACGUUCAGCCCGGAUAGCAGUCCUGUCAUCACCGUCACCAACACCAACGGCUUCAAUCACGUCUUCACGGUGAAUUCCCAUAACCGGCUCCUUCUUCAGCAGAAGGAUCUGCCAGACAUCCCCGGCGACUACAGCGUGUCCGUCACCGGCAGCGGCUGUGCCUUAGUUCAGUUUGUUCUCAGGUAUAACAUUCCCCAGCCGGAUACCGGAGGGGCAUUUUCUCUUAGCGCAGAAACCAAAGCAAUCAACUGCCCCCCGCACCCCCUGCCAAAGUUUGCCCUAACCCUAACAUUCAGCUACACUGGGACUCGAGAGGCCUCUAACAUGGUUGUCAUCGAGGUGGACCUGCUCACAGGUUACGUGGCUCUUCAGGAAGUUAUAAAUGAUAUUUUAACAGUAAAAGUGAUAAAAAGAGCAGAGAUCACGAAAUCUUCCGUCAUUAUCUACGCUGAAGAGCGUUGACCCCGAUGCCUUCCUCCCCCAGCUCACCUCCACCCCGGUCACCGUGUCUUUCAAACUGGAGCAGGAAAGUCCUGUAAAGAACCUGAAACCGGCAAUGAUCAGGAUCUACGACUACUACAAAACCGAGGAACGAGCUGAAGUCAGUUAUACUGCCCCCUGCCAGUAAGGUUCUGCCGGUGAAUUCCAGUUUCCAGAAUAUAAUAAAGCUAUUCGCUCUUAGACCUGAUCCUCGUGCUUUUAUGGAUAGUAAAAGUGUAAUCGGGUGACUUCUAACUUUUUUCUGCUUUUAAAUUUAAUAAAAGAUAAAUCACUCAAACUUCAUCAGUCUGGUCCGGCCCC
This is a messenger RNA of Spea bombifrons (plains spadefoot toad), 947 nucleotides long. Its product is annotated as ovostatin-like. Gene Ontology annotation, cellular component: extracellular region. The coding region runs from base 45 to 608 and encodes 187 amino acids. The transcript is spliced from 8 exons. NCBI's taxonomy places the organism in Eukaryota, Metazoa, Chordata, Amphibia, Anura, Pelobatidae. The record is from RefSeq and is a predicted model, not a curated record.